Messenger RNA from Desarmillaria tabescens, 1169 nucleotides. RefSeq lists its product as uncharacterized. Gene Ontology annotation, molecular function: catalytic activity. The record is from RefSeq and is a predicted model, not a curated record. The transcript has 4 exons. The coding region runs from base 216 to 926 and encodes 236 amino acids. Gene Ontology annotation, biological process: DNA repair. Lineage: Eukaryota; Fungi; Basidiomycota; Agaricomycetes; Agaricales; Physalacriaceae.
CGCAGAAACAGUGCAGCACACAGACAUUUAGCAGCUCUGACGCCUCGAUGAAUGCCAUGGUCCAUUUGCUUGCGAGGAGGGUUCUUCUGCUGAGCUUAAGCACAGAACAGAGAGACUAGUUAUAUGAACGAGUCAGGGAAGAGCAAAUUUAUCCGAACCCCAACCCGGGGUAUCAAGGAACCGGAACGCGGCCCGGUUCAUAGUGCGCCACCACCAUGUCGCAGGCACUUCGUUCCUGUACCCCGGCUCAGCUGCGGUCCCUACCACGCCAGGCCGACUUUUCUCCCUCCCAGCAGGCUCUUCUAUCUGCCGUGACGAAAUUUACUGGUCAAGUCUUGUCACGUUCACCGCCUAGUAUCACCCUACCGGAGCUGCAGACAAUCAUGGAUUACAAACUCGCUUUUGGCCAGAAUCGACCCAUGUUGCGGGCCAUGAUCAGGAAAAAUACGGAUGCCCAGGUCAGGGAUUGCAGUCAACGGGCUCUUGCUCUACCAGAACUACAGUUGGGUGGCUGGGACUGUGUCAAAGAAAGCAUGGACAUCUUGUGCGAGCUUAAAGGUGUGGGCCCCGCAACCGCAUCCUUGAUCUUGAGUCUCGUAUAUCCCGAGCAUAUACCCUUCUUCUCUGACGAGGCAACCGUCGAUGUCCUUGCCCCUGCCGGAGGACGAAAAGGGAUCAAAUACACGAUGAAGACCUACAAGGAGCUCUUCGACGCCCUUGGUGAUAUCGCUGGCAGUGUCAAUAGCAACAAAGAACAGGAUGCCGCAUCGGAGGAUACAGUAGGCAGCGGGGCUGUCGAGAGAGCGAUAUGGAAUACGGUCCGACUUCAGGAAGGUAGCGAGGGUCAGUCUAAGGAGAAGGCGAAGAGACCACGAACGGAUGACGAUGUGGUGGUCACAAAGAAGAGGAAGCGAAUCAAGUCUUGAUGUGCGAAGUCAAUGGCGGAGGAAACCAGCGUAUCCAUGGUACUGAAGGGAUGGAUCAAGGAGAUUAUGUUGAACGUAAACUUCCAGUGCGAAAAUCACUCAGCAUCUUGGCCGGACAGCCAAAUGCUUGGGGAUGCUUGGAGCAGGGUCUGAAUUGUCGUCAAAAAGUCUUUUUAGGAGACAAUUUCUCGACAAUUAUUUGUAUGAAACUGUUACAAGGGAGCUGGCAAUGACAAAGAGUCC